Ectocarpus siliculosus is the source of this 5247-nucleotide messenger RNA. The record is from the annotation of a GenBank genome assembly. NCBI's taxonomy places the organism in Eukaryota, Phaeophyceae, Ectocarpales, Ectocarpaceae.
AUGAGGACUGUGAAGUUUGCUACGGUCGCCGGUGGCACAGUGGAUGGUGGUGGUGCCUUCUCGGAAUCGCUGCGAGCAUUCGUGGAGGAGAAGACGACGAUCGAUGGCACCGGCUUGACAUGCCCAGUCACCCUCCUGACUCCCUCGGGCAGGGCUGUCGGACGUGCCGAGAUUGAGCGACUGAGUGGAGCGGUCCUCGGAGACAUCGAAACGGCUCUUUUUUCCGAACCUCGGGAUGGGGACAAGACUGAUCUCAUUAAGACUGUGGACGGUGUGCUAGGCGACGAUGCGAACAAGUCUCGACAGGAGUCGGUCAAGCUGGUGGACCAGUGGAACUCGGCCACACAAGACUACCCGAACAAGUCCUGCCUCCACGACAUGUUCAGGGAGUCUGCCAAGAAAAACCGCGACGCCACGGCUAUCGUCUACAAGGGCGCUUCGUUGACGUUCGGAGAAGUGGACGAUCUCACCGAUGCUCUCGCCGGAUGGCUCUACUCCAAGGGAGUCAGGGUCGGGUCUACCGUGGGCAUCUUCAUGGACCACCGGACGGAGUUCGCCCUCGCCUACAUCGCCGCCCACAAGGCGACUGGGGCUUACAUGCCGCUGGAGCUGGUUUAUCCGGCGGACCUCCUGGAAGGGGUGAUGAAGCAGGUCAAGCCCCCCAUGGUCCUCACGCAGUCGAGCGUGGUGGAUCGUCUGCCCUCUUGGCAAGCCACCCUGUGCAUGGAUGAUGACGGGGAGUGGAUCAAGACUGCCAGGGAAGCUCCCCCCGUGCCGCAGGAUGCCGCGUUGCCUUCGCCGGACGACCUCGCUUACGUUGUUAUGAGCUCUGGAACCACGGGCGCGCCCAAGGGCAUCUGCUGCCCCCACCGCGGGGCCGUCCACUCGUACCACCAUCGCCUCGUCAACUUCCCCUACAGCGAGGGCGACAGGGAGGCCUGCCACGUCUUCUUCGUAUGGGAGCUGCUGAGGCCACUCUUGGGCGGCAUGGAGAGCGCCGGCGGUGUCGCGGUUCCGCUGUACGUGAUACCGGACGAUCACAUUUACGACCCCCCCAGGCUGCUCAAGUACCUCGGAGAGAACAAGAUCACUCGCAUGCUCUUCACUCCGUCCCUCCUACAGCUAGUGCUUGACCAAUGCGAGCCCCAGGACCUCAAGGAGUGCAUGAAGACCAUGCGCAUCGUCUGGCUGUGCGGAGAGGUUGUCACGAUCGAGCUGCGCAACAAGUUCAAGGCUCUGCUCCCCGACUGCCACAUGGAGAACCUCUACUCCAUCAGCGAGUGCCAUGACAUCAGCUUCUGCAAUCUCGACCAGGUUGACGUGAACGAGAGCCCCAAGUACGCUCCGUGCGGGAAGGUGGUGCCUAACGUGCGGGCCUACAUCUUGGACGAACAGCUGCAGCAUGUGCCGGUUGGCGUGCCAGGACGCAUGUGGAUAGCGGGUCCCACGUUGGCCAUCGGGUACCUCAACAUGCCCGAGAGGACCGCCGAGCGCUUCGUGCCCGACCCUUUCGCCGAGGCCGCGGGAAGGGAAGGGGAGCGUAUGUACGACACCGGAGACAGGUGCCGAUACCUGCCCAGCGGCAGCAUCGAGGUUAUCGGGCGCUGUGACUUCAUGGUGAAGGUACGCGGCUACUCGGUGGUUAUCGGUGCCGUUGAAGCGGCCAUCACGGAGCACCCGUUGGUGUCGACGGCGAUCGUCAUGACGGAAGGCGCAGAAGGUAGCAUGGACAAGAAACUCGUGGCGUACAUCGUGCCGGACAGCUGGGAGAAGCUCCCCUCUGCCAGCUCGAUCAAGAGGUUCCUCAAGUCUCGACUGCCGCCGUACGCAGUGCCUCACGUGUGCAUCCUCCUGGAUGCGAUCCCGAUCAACAUGGCCAGCGGAAAGGCCGACAAGAAGAAGCUCCCCAAGAGCGGCCACGCAGAGGUGCGAUUCGCGCCCUACAGCUGUGCGCAUGACGACCAGUACGCGGAGGAUGGGGGCGAUGCGGUCUUGCCCGCUGGGGACACCAAAGACCCGGUGCCAACCAAACCCAGCCCGAGCUCGCUGUUGAUGGCGGAGGAGAAAGAGGAGCAUGCGCCCGACGCGCCAGUACUGACGUCCACCCAGAGGUCGGUGGCCCGCCUGUGGGCGCGCCUCUUGAAGGUGGACGAAGCCACCAUCACACCGUCCUCAGACUUCUUCGAGCUAGGGGGACACUCCCUCCUCCUCGCAAAGCUGUCUGCGGGGCUGCUCAAGGACAUGGGGGCCGAAGUGUCGAUCCCCGCCAUCAUAGAGAGCCCCACGCUGGGGGAGCUGUCGGAGAAGCUAGACUCGGAGAUGACCGCGUCGAAGAAGAUGGAAGAGGGCGGCGGAGGUGGCGGCGGGGAUCGUGCGGCGGCGAUCUUGUCCACGCCCGCGCUGAGGGCGGUCGGCAAGGCCUGGGCCAGCGUCCUGGAGGCCGGGUGCGAGUCCUCCUUCUCCCCUAAGGCAGACUUCUUCGAUCUCGGCGGCCACUCCCUCCUGCUGGCCAAGCUCGCCACCGCCCUCUCCCGCGAGGCAGGGUUGACCGUCACCAUCCCGCAGCUCAUCGAACGGCCCUCCAUGGAGGGGAUGGCCAAGAUCGUCGAGGAGCUAUCAGGAACGAUCCCGGGAACGCCGUCCAUCGUACCGGGGCUGCAGGCGGCCGGUAUCUCCAAUUCACAAGAUAUUGCUCCGGUGGUGCUUCACGACGGCUCUCGCGGGGUGGUGCAGGCUGUCGAGGGGGUUGAGGCGCCCACAGCUACGGCGGCCGCGGUCAAGGUGGUUGAUCUUGAGGCCGAGGCUAGGAGGCUGGACGCGAGCAUCUACCCCGCCGGGACGCGCAAGAUCGGGUAUUCGCGUUUCCGAGCCUCGAGGUCUUCUCGGCCUCCCCAGCGAGUCCUCCUCACCGGAGCCACCGGUUUCCUGGGGGUGCACAUCCUGGCGUCUCUGCUCAGGGACACCCACGUGGACGUGUUCUGUCUGGUCAGGGCCGGAAACGAGGAGGAAGCCCUUCAACGCGUCGAGGACGCCCUCACCAUGUACAAGCUGGACAACGAGGCGGUGUUGUCGGGAAUGGACAGGGUCAUGGCUGUCCCGGGGGACUUGUCCAGACCGCUGCUUGGGCUCGACGACAUAUCCUUCAAGAUGCUCGCCGGCGAGCUGGACUCCAUCAUCCACAGCGGAGCAUCGGUCAACCUCGUCCGUUCGUACCAGUCGCUAAAGGCCGUUAACGUGCUUGGCACCCAGGAGGUGUUGCGCUUGGCGGUUACGAACGCCUUCGGCACACGCAUGAAGCCUGUUCACUUCGUCUCCACGAAUGGUGUCUUCCCCUUCUCUUCCGAGACGAAGACGUUCAUGGAAGACGCCGACAUGAGCGAACAGUGGAAAGAGCUGAGCGACGGCUACGGGCAGAGCAAGUGGGUAGCGGAGCAGAUGUGCGUGCAAGCAAGGUCAAGGGGACUCCCCGUAAGCAUCUUGAGGCCUGGGAACAUGUCCCCCUCUGCGACAACAGGGGCGUGGAACCCUUCGGACUUCAUCUACAUGCUGCUCCAGGGCUGUCUCGACCUGGGCUGCGUACCGGACGGGGUUGCCUGGCAAAUUGACGUCACCCCCGUGGACUUCGCCGCUCGGGCCAUCGUGCACGUGGCCGUCGAUCGGCCAAGCAAGGGACUUGGACAUGUGCUGCACAUCCAAAAUCCCGGGAAGCCGCAGACGUUUGAGAACGUGGCCGCCUGGCUCAAGGCGGCUACGGGGGCACAGCUCGAAGGCGUUUCGAUGGACGAGUUCCGGCGACGGCUGGGCAAGGCGGUCGAGGAGAUGGGGCCGAAGGACGGCGGCGUCCUGGCUCAGCUGGAGUCGGGUCUGGACGGGUUCGCUUACUACCUCGCCGACCCGGCCAUGCUGGACUGCGCUGGGCUCACGGCGGCGCUGGAGGAAUCGGGCAUCGACUGUCCUUCGCUAGACAAGGACCUCGUCAGUAUCUACGCCUCCACUCUUGCCGCGGGAAGAGAGUAGACAGAGUACGCGGCACACCCCGCCACUCUAGAGCUCAGUACCUCAGAACGACAAGAAAGUUUUUAACAGGCCGUGAGAACCUACCCAUUGGGCCGUGGGCACUUGAAGCCGAUCUCAUACUAAAACAUGUAGUCUAUCCCAACAUACGUAAACAGUGUACAAGGAGUGAGCUGCGCCCGAAAACCAACUCGGUCUAGUGGGGACUUAUUGCGUAACCGUCGUGCCAAGAAGAGUGCCUAUCUCCACGGCCGUCUUGAGAAUGGCGAGGACAACGAUACACCUCGAAACACCUUGACUUUUGACCCCUCUCCGGAGUGAAGGUGAAGGUGCUAGGUGAUGUCAAUUCCUUCUUGGAAAGGUUUGUGUUUUCGUUUUUAACCUGCGGAGGGCGUGCUUGGGACAAUCGUGUUCUGUCACAGCCAGUCGCUUCACUUUGCUGGUUGGUUGUUUGUCAUCCCGACAACAACCACGAGAUGCACGAACGGUGCCAAUUUCCUUUGCAGGAAGGAAAGAUCACUGUUUCAAGAUACUUGUCCUUGCUUCGGCCGUUUGUGUUGAGGCGUGAAUGUUGUCCCCAUUCAGCCUUGGUGCUGUCCAUUAAGUCUCGUGGCGCCUCUUGAGUCUUGGAACGUGCUGCUGUGGUCUGACUGUUUUCCCCGUUGGAAGCCAUAGCUGCUCCAGGCGGGGUCGUGCGUGUUUCCGUCUCUUGAUUUUUUUUUUAUUGUUCGAAUGUGACUCGAUCGAAGGGAAUGAUGUCCGGAGGCUGGUUGCUGGAAGUGAGCAAAGAAAGACGGACAUGCAUUUUCAACCUGCACAGGAAAGCCAUGCCAACAGAGUCCAGUUGCCAAGGGCGGGAGGAUUGCACAGUCGGUUUACCGUACCCGAAAUACGGGUAGUGGCCGCUGUGAAACGGUGAUUCGGGGGACUUCCAUUGUUGAAUCCUCGGAAUCUACUAUUAGAGGGGUUGGGGAGGGCUGGUUAAAUACCUGUCGCUAGGAACACAUGUAGAGUACUGUCUCCCUUGUUGCGACAACACGCCAGGUAGGUAGUGAUCACGGUAGCGCUGUGUCGUGUAGUGGAGUAGUGCGGGGAUUUCUGCCUUUCUGGCACUUGCAACCUCCUGCGCCACUUGUAGCUACUGUUGUGUUUCGUGUGUGUCUACACGUCAGCAAGUGCGUUCAUUUCAUCAUGCGUCUCUUUGGAACACAAAAAGAAGAAAAAUCACAGGUC